AGUGACGUGUUAAAGCUGAGCAGAAAUAUCAUCCUGAUACGACUAGAAGGGCCUUGAUGAAGGGCAGGCACCAAUUCCGCAGGCGGUUCAGCCUGCAGCCUUCUUUUUUGAAAGAGGAGCCAGAAGAAGAUAAUCACCAUAAUCACCAUUCAAACAGGGUAUUAAAGACUCAACACAGCGAACAUGGGGAAUCCCCGACGUCAGAAAGAACAGUAUCUACUCCCGUUGAUGCUGUGGCUCCCUCAACGGGCACCGUACGACAUAAGAUCGUCGUGAUGGGCGCUGCGAAAGUUGGAAAGUCCUCGAUUAUCAGCCAGUUCCUCUACGGCACCUUCUCCUCGAAGUAUAAGAGGACUGUUGAGGAAAUGCAUCAUGGAGACUUCAGUGUUGCUGGGGUCCGGUUGACGCUAGACAUCCUGGACACUUCCGGUGCGUACGAGUUCCCUGCCAUGCGAGCCCUUUCCAUCCAAUCAGCGGACGCGUUCGUGCUGGUCUAUGACGUCACGGAUGCGAGUACCUUCGAGGAGAUGCGCGCUAUAAGGGACCAGAUCCACGAGACCAAGGGCACCGCCAAUGUGCCCAUUGUGGUUGUAGGCAACAAAGCUGACCUCAGCGGUGAUAGAGAGAUAUUAUCUUUACGUCUGUGGAUUGGGAAAACGGAUUCGUGGAAGCAUCUGCGAAGGAAAAUCUCAACAUCACACAAGUGUUCAAGGAACUGUUGGUGCAAGCCAAGGUCAAAUACAACCUCAGUCCGGCACUGCGUAGGAGGCGCAGGCAAUCGCUGCCUGUCACUCAAGCAGGUCAUCCACCGAAUCAUCCUUCAUCAGCAGCCAUGAUACCGUCAGCCGUCCAACUGCAGCAUCUCCAGCAAAUUCGUGACAAGCACGGCAAAAGAAACUCUUGUACUAUUUCUUAAGGACACUGUGCGGCAGAAGAGCUAAUCAAUAUUGAUACGGCGUCCUAUUUUCUGGAUUAGAUACACGAAUUUGAGGCAGAAACGGAAGAUAUUAUUAGAGAUUGUUUAUCUUGGAACAUAUCUGCAGACGUAUUGUAUAACCUUAAGAUGUUGUAUGUCAGUACGCUAUUUUUUCCAAAAACCACUGAAACAAUUUUAUAGUGAUGAUUCUAUUCUUCAGUAAGUGUAUCUUCGUUUUAACCAUUUUCAAGCCGCUUGAAUUUCACUAUUUUAACUUUUCAUACACUACUGAAACAAAUGGCGUCAAGUAGGUUGACUCUGCGUUUCCUAGGCAACGCUGUCAGUAGUUGAGAAUUAUGUUCAACGCAAGUUGGCCCCUCUGGAAAAAAGUUAGCUAUGAAAAUGUAUAACAAAGAAAGGUAGUCAAACAUUCUGGUGUUCUUUUGGAUCUGGCUCCCUGAGAAAAUAUGCUGUCCCUCGCUCUUCAAACAUGUUUUGGGGCAGAUGCGCGUUCACACAAAGUUACCACUUACCGAUAGAUAGCUCUCCCUUUUCCCCUGUGACGUGGAUGACGAUAUUGACGGUAGACAUCCGAUCAAGCAACGGAUGUCGUUUUCUACGCACAUGCAUCGGCAGGACCGCGAGGCGUAUGAUCGACACGCGAAGUUUCGAGGAUAAAUAUACAGGGAAAUCUAUGAUGAGCAAAUUUACAUCUCACGUAACAUCCAAAAAAGCUCAUUUUCGAAAUUUUUCGCGAUUACAUUACCUCUACUCCUGUGUAAUAAGAAAAAAUCCGAUAAGCAAGCCUAUGCAUAUUUUUACGCGGAACCACAUACAUACUUUACAUACAUCUUCGUUUUUGAAUGUCUGUUUUGUGAAUAGUUAAAACACAAAAUUCUGCAAUACUUGUGAUAACUGUUUCCUUCAAAAUCGCCUCAUCAGAUAAGAUCACGUUUUUGAAUUGGCUUGUCAAUAAUUUCCAGAAAGUGGGAUGCUUCGUAAGAGUCUAUGAUGGAAUUAGGUUAUGUUCUAAUGCAAGAUGGGCCAGUGAAAUUCUUACAGAUCAUUAUAUUUUCCUCUAUGAUAGAGUAAAACUUUCUUUGUAUAAUGUUUUCGACUGUCCCGCUUAGAUUUUUAAAUGUAUGCGAACCAAAAUGCAUCUGACUACAUUUAAGAGAUUAUAAACCGACAUAAAUAACGGGAAAUACUAUUCAUUGGAGUGAAUCUAUGUAUGACCUUGAAAGGAACAAAUGUUGCUCCAAACUGUCCAUUUAUUUCUAUUGUUGUAUUAUUCAAACCUGUCCUGCGUGUUGAAGAUAUUUCAGUGCACCAUAACCUAAUAAUGGAAACGAUAUAAAUUUAUCAAGCAUAUGGCUUAUGAUAGAGCGUUGAUCAGUAAGUUUAAGAGACGUAUCACUAGUAACGUGUCAUUUAUACUUUACGUAGUGUUUGAGGGUUGAGAAUCUCUAUCUUGGCUAAACGAAAGAUGAGAAGUUUAUUUAUUUAAGCCUGGCCCACUUCCCGUGUGCAGUUGCAGUUUGCGUCAUCCAAUUAUCUUAAAUGUCUUCGGGGUCUUCAGUUCGUUGCUCACAGUAAUCUCAUGUUCUUUUUAAAUUAUUCCACUACAGUUGCAUCUUGUUCCUGUAGAGAAGGGAGAACAUGCACCAUAUUAGAGAAUGUUCCUCGCAAUUUAGCAAUGAAGCGAGACUGUUUGUUGGAAUCGUUACCUAUUUUGCCUUAUGAAAUCGCUUAACAAGUCCACUUUAUAACUAGGUAUCGCAAAAUUACCAACACAAGUUAGCCCUUCUUAGAAAAACAUUGACUGCCAACAUGUAUAACAAAGGAACUAAAUGGAACAUGCCAGUCAAAUAGGCUCAUAGUAGUGGUACCGACUACCCAGCAAGGGGGCAAUCCAGCAGAGGGUUACAUACACGAAACCACGCAUCACGCGUAUAUCGAAAACAUAUCUAUAUCAUUAGUAGAAUUACCGGGGCUGGAAAAAUUUCUAGCACAAGGAAGUUGACAUACCUCCAAAAUAUCCAACAUCCAAUUUUUAAACCCUGCAAAAAAAUCUCGGAAAAUUUUCUUUCUUAUUCUUUUGGUUUUUUACCUCUAGCUCUGCCGCCACUGAACCGAUUUUGAAAAUCUACAAAGCUUUUUUCCCUUGGCAUUGUAGUCAUCUUGUAUGAAAAUUUCAUCCAAAAGUACCUGCACAUGACACUCUAUGAGUUAGCUUUGCCACAUCUAGUCUUCAUAGGCCUGCAAUACGUCGCGACCAGGAAGACUAGAGAUAGGAGGGAGAACGACGUCAGAGUUACACAUGUAUUCGUAUGAAGCCAAUCCUGUCACCAAAGAUGAUGUGGCUCUCGAAAAUCUAGUGGGCAUAGAACAUGGCGCAGAGCGCCUGCGCAUUGACAACAUAAGUUGCCGCAACCUUUAAUGCAUUUCACUCAGGUUUUGCCAGGUUUGUAGAUUUAUUACUUCGUGGUUUAUUUACAUUAUCCAGCAUUUCUGCUUGCGACUCGUCCGAAUUGUCAAAAUUGGAGUUGUCACGAUGACAGCUGCUGUGUAAAGUGCCACAUGCGCAGCGCCUGAAAUUCACUUGCUGCGCAGCGUACCAAUUCACUUCACCGUCGACAUAUUUAUUGUCACUGUCCCUCCAUCAGUUCAGCUUAGUCGCAUAGACAACCACAUUUCGACAACAUGGGUUGUUGGUAACAAGCGCUUAACAGUGUACUCAGUUUAGAGAUACGUUGGUUUUCGCAGUAGCGUUUUAAAAUGUACCUUGACACACAGUAAAAAAGCAGAAAUUGACACUGGCGUCAUCCAUGCGUUACCAACCCUAAAGUAGGCAACCGAUAGAGCUCAUGAAAAUCGCGGAUGCAUACAAAAUCUUUUUAUUUUUUUUUGUAUACAAGGUUAACGUAAAACAUCAAGGACAUAGCGUGUAACUGCAAUUGCAUACGGGCGGAUUCUUCCAUUAAUCUGUAGUUUCUAGAUAGGUUCUCAAUUAUAAUAAUUUGUGUAACCAUUCAGCUUUAUACUCUAUUUGUCUAAGAAAGACACUAAGCCAUAGCAGUAACCGUUGUGCCCAUAUACAGAACCGAUGCCAAAUGAGGAAGGUGAAGUAGGGAGUCGACACGGCGGUACAUGAAGCCUCGAUGCCCCUGUAAUGUGCUCGGGAUUCUGGAGUUUGAGCACGUCAACAUGUUUGGGUUGAGUUUUUUCUUUUCGAUAAAUAAAACUCCCAAGUCCAAGUGGACGUGAACUUCCAGUAUGUUAUGCGAUAUAAUGAAACUGAUUGGUUAUAGAAUUAUAAUUCUGUAGUAGCUUAUAAUGAACCUGGAAAUGAAUGAUUGAUAAUAAAAAAUGCAAAAUGUGUUACAAAUUCAGAUCCACCUUAGUUGGACUUUUUAGGGUGGGUUUUCCUAUACUUAAACGAUCAUCAAGUGAAGAAUUUAACUACAUUUUGUGAUCAAAGUAAGCAGAAAUAUGAUUUUUAUUGCAUGAUUUGAUAAGAUGGUCGAAAGAAAAUGGACUUGGAUUGGUAUUUGCGAAAACGUCCCGCCAUCUUCAUUACUCACCUCAAAUGAGAACCAAUUGCAAUAUACAGGGUGUUCUACAUGCUAAACAUCAUUACAGCAGUAGAAAAAAUAUUUCUUUUGUGCAAUAAAAUAAAAUUAUAUCCAAUUCAACCCAUCUUCAUAAUCAGCCCAAACUUUGCUACCUGUAUAUUGAAAACACAUUGAAAAAGACCAAAGUUGUUAAUUGGAAAAGCUGAUGAAUAUUUGACUAAAAGUAGUCAAAUAAGGCUUCUUUUUCCAACACAGCGUCAAUAAUGUCUCACAGAGAGAAACGUUUACAAUAUUUGUCAUUUCUUAUUGAGUCACUUUUCUAUCGUAUUAACUGUUAUUUUGAUCCUUAGUAAUUCCAGAGCUGGUAGUCAUUCACUGCACCUGUUUGACUGAAAAUCAAAACCAAACAUCUACCUGUCAGCUCUACCACUAAAUAUUUUUUGUAAAAAAUACCUCAAUAAAUAAACUAUUAAGAUCAAAGUACUAUGCUAAAUCGUACCUACUAUUAAUAUCUAGGCUAAAUAUAUACAAUAUAGAUGAAUAUAUAUGUAAUUAUCAAAAUAAAACAAUAUUACAUACACUGUGUCAAAUUUUCAUAUAGGAGUUUAGAAAACGACAAUCUAUAUGUAUCUGUAUAGGUUGCAAAUGAUAUGGAAAAUCGUGUGUUUUUACUAUUUACGAUAAUGGUAUAGGGCUCCUAAGAUAAUGAUUGCUUACUGGAAUGUAUUCUGAAACACUUGACCUUGAGAUAACUUUGGCAUAAGAUAUUUUUUCUGAGUCUCAAGUUGCCUACAAAUACGAUCCGGUUUUAGAAAGUGACUUGACCUUGAACUGGCCUCAAAGGUCAAUUUUACGGUCAAAUCCAAGGUCAGGUUCAUUUUACUAUGAAAGAAAUACUUCCAGCAGGAAUUCUCGUUAUGGGACGUCCUGUAUUCUGCAUUCCGUAGCGUCUUUCAUAUUUUAUCGAAUAGCAUCAAAAUGUAUAAAAAUGGUUCACUCCUACUAAACCUUGAAAUGUUGCCGUGAUGUUGUAGGGAAUUUGAAUUAUUUGCAAUAUAUUUUCUUAAUAGCUAUAUCACUAUCCCUUUAUAUGUCAAAACGCUUCAGCAAUGCGGGGUGUGAAUAAAGUGUCUCGAUAAGCUUUGCAAAUUUAUUCCUUGUGUCAGUCUGACAGUCCAGGAAGUCCAGUGAAAAAUAUUCCGAUAAGGUUUUUUGCAUAAACUUAAAGCGUUUUUCUUAAAAGAAUAAUUAUUCUGGUUAAGCAAUGAGUUUUAGUAAGAAUUGUUAAAAGUUGUGCGACGAAUACUCAGACUAUUCGACUUAUUGAAGAAAAAAUGUAUUUGGAAAACAAAGUAUCACAAGUCCAUGAAUUUAUCUAAAUAGAAUAACCCAACUAAAGCUAGGCCAGAUACUUUACUAACUCGCUGCAUAUAAUGUGCUGCUAUUAAGUUAAUCAUCGUCAUUUUUCUUCCUAAGAUUAAGUUCUGAAGUGUUUUGUCUUGUUGUGACUGUAAGUGCCACUUAACAACACAUAAAUAUGUGAACAAAGUCAAUUCAAAUAAUUCAAAUUUUUCUGUAUCUUCUUCGUGAUAUCUUGAUUUUGUGUGUGACUUUUAAUAUGUAAGUGAUAAACUAUGUAAUCG
Molecule: messenger RNA, 6134 nt
Organism: Acanthoscelides obtectus
Lineage: Eukaryota; Metazoa; Arthropoda; Insecta; Coleoptera; Chrysomelidae
Source: the annotation of a GenBank genome assembly